Messenger RNA from Anarrhichthys ocellatus (wolf-eel), 4110 nucleotides. Its product is annotated as myocardin. Lineage: Eukaryota; Metazoa; Chordata; Actinopteri; Perciformes; Anarhichadidae. Gene Ontology annotation, molecular function: transcription coactivator activity. Gene Ontology annotation, biological process: positive regulation of transcription by RNA polymerase II; smooth muscle cell differentiation. The record is from RefSeq and is a predicted model, not a curated record. The coding region runs from base 350 to 2818 and encodes 822 amino acids. The transcript has 17 exons. Gene Ontology annotation, cellular component: nucleus.
CCUGACCAAAGACUUUGCUCACUCACAUUGUAGAAGACCUGUGUCGGUCUCAGCUGGAGCAGAAAAAACAGGGGAAAGAAGAAGUGUAGAAAACGGGCGAAAGGAAACAAAAAGGAUAUGAAAAGAACAUGAAAGAAAGGAAUCGUCAUUAAACACACUACGAAGUUCUUUCUUUCCCUCUCUUCCUCCAUCUCGCACCUCUCUCAGUUUAAUCUUAAAUCCACUCCAAUUUCCCCAGAGGGACUCAAUUCUCUCUUUUCCUUGAGAGACAGAAGGAGAGGGGUCCAUUCCUCCUGGUAGAGUGACACCAGGAAUUUCCUCUCUCUCCUCCCCAGACCUCCCCUCCACCAUGACGCUACUGGCCUCUGAGAGGUCUCUUCUCAUCCGGAACAAGUUCCGCUCAGUCCUGCAGUUGAGGAUUCAGAACCGAAGGCAGAGUGAAAUCAAUGCAGACCCUGGGUUGAAAUCUGCGUGCUCCCCUAAAAAAGCAGAGAAAGACCAGAGUGAAGCUCUGCGUCUAACUGAGGGUGGCGCCGCUCAGAAGUUGCCCCCUUGUGGUCUGAAUACUGAAACUGCACAAGAGAGGACUGUGUGCGGGGCCCAGAGGCAGAAGAAGUCUCGUCAGACGCAGGACCUCACUGAGAGGAUCCAGCGUCCACCUGGGCCUGUGGAGCCACAGCACAAACACACACUGCCCCUGGAGAACCGCCCUGCCUCUUUCCCUCUGUCUGCUGAUGUCUUCGAAGAUGACAUUUCCUCCUGCCCCUCCUCCUCGCCCACAGAACAACAUGGCGUUCACCAAUCACCAGCCUUUACGUCAUUGCCGGGGCUCUCAGGUGACCAAUUACUGAGUGACUUCUCGGCCGUGGGCCCGUUCCUCAAACACAGCCCCGUUCACGCUCAGUCUGGUUUGGCGUUGCUCCCGGCAACCGAGGGCAUCAGACAACCUAUGAGUGAAUCAAACUCCAUGGCAACAACUGGGAGACCAAAUGGGAUGUAUCUGACCUCUCAGACCACACCCCUGCUGCCAAAGACAGCACGGCCCCACAGCCCAACCUGCUCCUCCUCAUUGCCUUCCUCCCUCAACUUCAACCAUCUCCCCCGCCCACGGAAACCACGGGACACCAAACCCAAAAUGAGGAAACUCAAAUAUCACCAGUACAUUCCUCCAGACCAGAGAGCAGGGUCUGGGACUGGAGGAGGAGCCAAACAGAAGAGCCCUACUCCGACCCAGUCUUUAGACCCAGCCUACUCCCAUCUCCUGAAGCAGCAGCAGGUCUUCCUCCAGCUGCAAAUCCACCAGAACCAGCAACAGCAACUACAACAACAGCAACAACUACAAUCACAACAACAGCUCACUGUUGUUCCCAGCGGAGAGCACAAUGAUGUGAAGUCCUCUGGAGCCAUGCCCCUGAAUCCCCAACCUGUUCCCGCCACAACAAGCCACAACCCGACAGACACAAACCCUGCGUCCAAGCCUGAGAUUCUCCCUGCAAAUCUUGUUGAUCUAACAGUGUCAGAGUUGCGGCAGCAGCUACGUAAGCGUGGCCUCCCUGUCUCCGGCACCAAGCCUGCUCUGUUGCAGCGUCUCCGCCCGUUCCAGCUUCCCCACUCCUGCCUCACCCCUGCUCCCCUCUGCCAGCUAGGUACCAGCCUGGAGCCGCUCACCCCCUGCCCCUCGCUGCCACCCAGCCAGAGCCCCGGCUCAAGCUCCAGCUCUGGACGAGACUCCCCCAGCAGCAGCCCGAACCAACAGAUGUACGUCCCGCACAGGGGAGUUCCUAAUGGGAUUCUCAAUGACGCUCAAAAUGGAAUUCUGAACAGCGUGACGAACGGUUUCUCGAAUGCUGCGCCAGUCAGUUUGGCUGGUGAACAGUGUCUUUCCAACGCUGUCUUCCUGGCUCCUGCCAGCACCGCCUCAGGAACUCCAAGUCCCAGUUUACCCAUGUCGUCGUCCUCGCCCAUGCAGUGUGGGACUCCUUGGAGAACUGAGAACGAGCAGCAGCAGCAACAGCAGCAGGAGCUAAGUGUGGAGCUGGAGAUGAGGGAGAGGUUACGGAGCAGGCCCAGGGACCACUCCACUAUCACCGGCAACGAGUCUUGUGGAGGAUCCCUUCAUCCGUUCCUGCAACAGGAUCCUGGAUGCUCCAGACGGAAACCAGAAACGGACACACAGACAGAGGUGUUGUUUACACAGGUGUUUUGCUGCCAGCCGUGUGAUAUGAUUGGCCAGGAUUUUGAGCUGCCAGUGCAGAUUACAGCAAGUCCAGUUCAGACGUUGUCCUGUGUUCGCAGCUUGGAGGAAGAACUACAGGAGGCUAUCCAGAAAGCACAGAUGGACCCUCGGCAAUCCAUAGAUGACAUUCUGGAUGAGCCCCUGACUUGUGUUGGCUCUGUCAACGUCUGUGAUCAUAAAUCCCCUGCCCACUCAGUCCCCGGCCCUUCGCCUCAUCCUCCUUCUCAAGCCGAUCAGUCCCAGGCCUCCCAGCUGCACAAGGAUGACAGCUUCCUCCCCUCCCCUCUUUGCUCCUCUCUCUUGCUGGAGCUCCCUCCGUCUCCUGCUGUUAUAAACCCCAGCCAGGUGAUCCCAGCUCCACUACCACCACCACCCAUCUGUACUUCCCCUCUGCCGUCCACUGGGAAGUCACGUAAACGACGGGCUCCAACAUCGUUUGACGCUGCCGACUGGCUUGAAACUCUGACGUCCGGCCUCCGUCCUCUUACUCCGCCGGCAGCUCCUUUUGUUGAGUCAGACUUCAGUCUGGAUUCAGAUCUGAAUGUCAGUCGAGUGUUGGAUCUAAUGAUAGAGAAGUGGUGAGGAUUUGUGUGCAUGCAUCUGUUUGUAUGUAUAAUAGGUCAGUGUUUCUUGAUGGUCAUGAAUGGGGCAAACAUGCAUCCCACUGAGGGAACAAGAUUGUGAAUAGCGGCCUCCAUCUGUCCAUCCUUUAUUGCAAGGCUGUCAGAGUCACUGGCUCCACGCAAUGUGGAGAGCUGGAUCCAUUGCAGCGAGCAGAUUAAACAUGGCUUUGAUGGGGCAUCGAGAGCACAAACACACACACACGCACACAAACACACACAUAGACGCUGCAGAAUGCUGUUUAAAGGCACUUGGGCUCAGCCAGAAAUGGCAAACAAGCAACACAUCUGUGGAUUGACACACUCGACAGCACAAUGUUUGCAGUGCAAAACAAAAGAAAACCUGGUGGCAUAUUCAUUUAAACAUGCUUCCUGGUUGCGCCGGGAGAAUGUUGUUUCUGACUUAUCUCCAAGAACCGUUGUCGGAUUGGGUUGAGUGUGGCCCCUGGUGUUGACUCAGUCAUUGAGUCCUAGCCAUUCAUGAAGCCCAUUUAGAGUGUGUAAAAGCCAGACAGAGUGCACAGCUUGUGUGUGGCUCCAGACCUUAACCCCGGUGCCAGACACACAGUCGGCAUGCAGAGGGAGAAAGCUGGCAGAAGUUGCAAACAAGCGGUGUGUGUGUGCGUGCUCUCGUGUGUACAUGCGUGUGCGUGUGCAAAAUCUUGUGUGUUGUGUGAAGUAUGUGUGCGUUAAAUAUGUCUGACUGUGUGUGACUGAGGACAUAAGGCUGCUUCUGUUUUGUACGUGUCAACACCCAACUGCUUCCAUGUACAUUUAUUAGCAUUAAUGCCUAAUGCACUAUUUAUUUGUUUGCUUGCAAUCAAGUGUGCGUGUUUGUAUGCGUAGUAUGAUUGAACUGUGAGAGGAUACAUGUGAAAGACACAGAAAAAAAAGCUGUGGAUCUCUGCGUCCACAUUUCAGACCAGACAUUUUAUUGUAGGCUCAUUGCCAGCAGGCAGUAACUCCAGUGUAGUUACCCAGUGUAAUCAUCAGAACAGCCACAUUACCUUGUUCAAGUCACCAUUCUCCAGGAGAGCAAUCAGGCAACCACCCCAAAAAUAGUCCCCAUAUAAAUGCUCCAAUCAGACAAGUUAGAGUUUCCUCAUCGCUUUGCAAAACAGGUGGUCAUUUUGUUCCCUGAUUAAGCCCCUACCGUGUCUGGCCCGCUGCACGGUGCUUACCCUGCUACUAGCAAAGCCAGAUUUAGCACAAUUUAUAACCCAACAUCAAGGCCGCACCUGUUCACUUAGUGUA